UUCCACAUUUUUUUAUAUUUCUCUCAAAUUUGUUCAAGAAUCCCUUUGUUUCUAUCCAAGAAUGGACGAAUUUGAAGGAUUGAAGAGAGAAGUUGAGAGACUUUUGGAUAUGGUAGAUUCUGAGAACAGCGAUUGUGAGGAAAAAAUAGCAAUACAAGAAGAAGUUGGCGAUCUUCCGAGUAGUUCUGUGGCUGUGGAGUUUCUCGAAGACGAGAUCGAUAGAAAGGAAGAAAUCCUUCUUGCUGCGAGUUGCACGCUGCUGAACAUGAUUAGCGGACUUGAUCACUCCUUUGAUGGCAAUGAAAGAGAUAUGGGACGACUACAAGUUGAAGAAUUCAGAGCCGCCUGUCUCGGCCACAAAGUGUUGGUGAACGAAACGGAGGAGCAAACUUUCGAGAGAGCGGAUUUGAUUAGAACUCUGUGGCAAAAAAAAAUUCUCGACUCUGUGCGUUUGGCUUACUUACAAGGGGAAAAGGAGAUGCCGUUUCGUCCCUACGAUCAAACCGAAUUAGAGGCACUCAAAACGGACUCGGGUGAGAAGGUUUACAGGCUUGUUAGGAAGGGCUUUCGUGAAGCGCGAGUGGCUGUGCGGACGAGUGUUGAUUUCAAACCAUGGGAUCUUGAAGAAGGAAGAGAAUGUACUCUUUCCGAGUUACUAGAUCAGCUUCAAGCGUUAAUCAGGGGGCGUAUAAGACGUCAUGCCUGAAUUCACAGGCUCUGUGUGGGUGGCCUGGUUUAAGAGAGUUGUCCUAUCCGAUAAUCUCAGCAACUUCUGGAUUCAAAAGGCAAACAACAAAAAUUCUUGGCUAGCCUAUCCAUGGAUUAGGAUUAAUCUGGGUAAUGGAAAAUAUUGUCAGUUUUGGAGUGAUCAUUGAUGUAAACUGGGAAAAAUGUCGACUUACCUUCACUAUUUCUCUGACCAAUACACUCUUUUUCCACUCUUUUUUGUUAUGAGAAAUGAAAAGAAGUAGGAAUUGAUUUCGUCUAUUUGUCGAAAAACUGAAGUUGGUAAUGAUUUUGAUUGCAGGGCAGUAUGGGGGUGGGAUGAUUCAUACAUCUAUGUGGGCAAUUUGUCAAAGAAGAUUGAUGUGAUCAAUCCAAAACUAAAGCGAACAGUGAUGGAACUGCAUAACCCUCUGCAGAGAGCUAUACCAUGCAGGAUCCAUUGCCAUCCUUAUAAUGUUGGAACGCUUGCAGGAUCCACAGCUGGAGGACAAGUCUAUGUUUGGACAACAAAGUAGCAUACUUGACCUAUUUGAAUUAGCAUGAGAUGUUGUGUUGUUUUGUUAUGUUGUACAAAGAAAUGGAAGCAAGUUUU
This is a messenger RNA of Arabidopsis thaliana (thale cress), 1318 nucleotides long. RefSeq names its product XH domain-containing protein. The transcript is spliced from 3 exons. Lineage: Eukaryota; Viridiplantae; Streptophyta; Magnoliopsida; Brassicales; Brassicaceae. The coding region runs from base 62 to 706 and encodes 214 amino acids. The record is from RefSeq and is marked reviewed.